AUGAAGGGUACGUAUUUUCCUGGUUACUUUUACGAUCCAAGCCAGGGCAAUUACUUUAAAAUCCCUAAUUACUGGGAUGUAUCCUGUAUCCCGACUUCUCCAUCUAAUCAACAGAGUGAUGUGCGACUCAGGCAACGUGCUUUGGACAAACUAAAGACUGCGCUUAAUAAGCAGCAGUCCCAGAGUAUUGUACAAGAUUUUGAGAGUAUUGCCAUCUCUAAACGUUGUUUGAGAUUGGACUUUUUCAUGAAAAUGCAUUUUAGACUCUUGUGUCAUAAGCAGCAGUUAGGCUUCAAUUACCCAAUUAUUCGUCAGACUGUGGUCGAAACUGAUUCUGCUUCCAUACUUCAUAUGAUCUCAGAUCAAUCAUUGUUUUGUGAGCUGCGUCGGAUCAUAUCUGCUUUUGGAUCAAAACUUGUACCUUUGCUAUCGCUGUCCGAGUUGCUAAAGAUGCCCCGCGUAUCCCUUUCCAAAUUCUCGCAACCUAUUUUUACUGCUGUGGGCAGUGCUGCUUACUUGCAGAAUAUGAGAAAACUAGACGCAUAUGUCGCUGUGGGCAAGGCUUUUAGCCUUCUCAGCUUCACAUCAGCCAAGAGCGAGCUAGAACUUAUUAGGUUCGGUGGUGCGGACGCCUCUGACAUUGCCCAUCUGCAGUGCCUCCUCUCACCUAACAAUGAGCGCUCUGGCGUGAUUGUGGGACGAGUCGACGGUUCGGUGGAGCUGUGGGAAGAUCGACAGCCAAAGUCUGCUGCAGUGAUCUAUAAAGAGUCGAAGGGAGCUGUGGAACGCGGAUUGCCUCCACGGCCGGUGGUGGACUAUCCAUCGCACUCUUUCGUGGCGACAGCAAUGGAGAAGUGUGGUGCCAUCGGCAUAUGGCAGUUACAAACAGGCGAACUGGUGAAUAUUCUUGAAUGUCCCGCAUGGGUGGGAAACAAGUUAUUAUUCUGUAGACCCCCCCAAUUGGUGAUGCGUUCGUAUUGGGGCCUUGAAGAUGGCAAGUCGUCGUCUUGUGGACCCGUAUUAAUAGCUAUUCACGAUAAAUUAGUAGAUUUCUUUUAUUAA
Messenger RNA from Echinococcus granulosus, 1062 nucleotides. RefSeq lists its product as hypothetical. The record is from RefSeq and is a predicted model, not a curated record. NCBI's taxonomy places the organism in Eukaryota, Metazoa, Platyhelminthes, Cestoda, Cyclophyllidea, Taeniidae. The transcript is spliced from 4 exons. The coding region runs from base 1 to 1062 and encodes 353 amino acids.